AUGCCCGGUCUGUUUGACGUCCGCAAGCAGCUCGUCUUCUACGGCGCGUACCACAACAAUCCCACCAAUGUCCGCAUCCACAUGACCUUCGUCCCCCUCAUCGUCUGGUCCUGGGAGGUUAUCCAGACCACCUUCCCGCACCCGUCCUUCCUGCCUCAAAUCGAACACAAGUUUAACAACUUCCUCAUCUUCGAGCUCAGCUAUGCGGCGAUCUACGCUCUCGUAAACUGGCUCUACUACUUCUCUCUUGAGCCCACUGCUGCCAUCCUGUACCUGCCGCAGUACACUCUGAUGUUGCUCACGGCCACCGCGCUCGGGAAGCAGAGCCCCAACGCGGCGACAAUCGGGUUCAUGCUGCAGGGCGCGUCCUGGGUCGCCCAGUUCCUCGGGCACGGCCUCGCGGAACGGCGUGCGCCCGCACUGUUCAACAACCUCCUCGGCGCGCUCGUGCUCGCGCCAUUCUUUGUUCACCUCGAGUGGCUCUUCAUGGCCGGCUACAAGCCCCAGCUGCACAAGGACAUCACGAACGGCAUCGGCGUCGAGAUCACCAAAAUUCGCAAGGCCGAGGGCGACAAGCGGCGCGCGGAUGCCAUCCAGGGCAAGGAAGACUAG
Molecule: messenger RNA, 612 nt
Organism: Phanerochaete carnosa HHB-10118-sp
Lineage: Eukaryota; Fungi; Basidiomycota; Agaricomycetes; Polyporales; Phanerochaetaceae
Exons: 5
Coding region: 1-612 (203 amino acids)
Biological process (GO): sphingoid catabolic process
Cellular component (GO): endoplasmic reticulum
Source: RefSeq, a predicted model, not a curated record